AUGUUGGACGCUUGGGAGCGUUUGACUUUCUACCCCUUUAAAUGGAUAUCUCUCGGGGGUUUACACCCCCAAAAUGAUCGUCUCGCAAUCACGCAGAUUUACCUCUCGUACGAAAAUAUCUACUACACGAUUGACAGUAUUUUGACAAUUGUGCUAUAUCUUCAUAUUGCUAGCAAAUAUGUGAAUUUGCAUUUGCAUAAAGACACUCUAGCUAUGUUGAUUCAAGAGCGGUCAAAAUUUUGGCCAAUUGACACUUUUGAAAUGACAGUGCGUCAAAAAUGUGUCAGAAUUUUAACAAAAAGUUUGACUAUAAUUAAGUCCUAUUUGGGUUAUAGUCUCUUGGUUGUGAUCAGUUUUCUGAUACAGCCCAUAAUCACGGGACAAUUGCCAGUUUUUAUGUACGUACCACGAGGCACAUACUAUAUUUUUUUUGUCAUUUUCAUGACAAUCACACCAGGCAUUAUGUCAAGUAUUUGGGGUGUCGAUACUUUGUUUUUUUCAAUCACAACUCCAGUUUCCAUUCAGUUUAAACUGCUCGCUCACAAGUUUGAGACAAUCGACCUGAAGAUGGAUUCGAAACGGGUGCGUCACGAAUUCCGCAAACUGGUCGAUUAUCACAAUUUUCUGAUCAAUUAUUGCCAAAAUAUCAAUCGAAUGUCGAGCGGAAUUUUCCUGACUCAGUAUCUAGUGGCCAUUGCUACGUCCUGUAUGCAGCUCUUCAUAACAUCGCAGCCAGAGUUUGGUCUUUUGAACAAAAUCAAGUGUUUGACCUAUUUUAUUAUGCAAAUCAUUGAGACUGGAAUUUAUUGUUUCACGGCACAGUUGAUUUCCGAAAGUUCCGAAAAUGUUGGUAAUGCAGUUUACAAGGCACCUUGGUACGACUUUAAUUGUGGUACUAGGAGAGAUAUUGCGUUGGUUAUUGUCAGGUCACAGAAAAAGGUAGUUUUUAACGGACUUGGGCUGGUUUGGAUCAAGAUGGAGACUUUUACAAAGAUUUUUAAGACGGCUCUCUCUUUCUACACGUACUUAAACACUAUGGUUUACCAAAACUAGAAAAAUGACACAAAUUGUAUUCGUUCCGUGUUGUCUGUAUGCAAAUAGUACCGUUCUAUAAAUUUGUAAUUCAAAUCAUUGAACUUAUAAAAUAAAGACACUUGCAUUGAA
Tribolium castaneum (red flour beetle) is the source of this 1164-nucleotide messenger RNA. Its product is annotated as odorant receptor 22c-like. NCBI's taxonomy places the organism in Eukaryota, Metazoa, Arthropoda, Insecta, Coleoptera, Tenebrionidae. The coding region runs from base 1 to 1053 and encodes 350 amino acids. Gene Ontology annotation, biological process: sensory perception of smell; detection of chemical stimulus involved in sensory perception of smell. Gene Ontology annotation, molecular function: olfactory receptor activity; odorant binding. The transcript is spliced from 6 exons. Gene Ontology annotation, cellular component: plasma membrane. The record is from RefSeq and is a predicted model, not a curated record.